AUGGAAUCUCAGAUGCAGAACCAAGCACGCGAAGGAAUGAGAAUGUUGAUUGAAAGUGAGGCUGAGAGAUUGGCUGACCUUCCUUACGGCUCCGACAUGAGCAACGAGCUACUGCAAUUCCUGGGAAGCUUUGCGACGAAGAGCUCUUUUCUGGGAGAGUCACUCAGCCGAAAUCUACAGGUUGACUCUGCUGCAAAGGCGUUCCAUCUGUCUACCGUAGUUAAAUCGCUAUCGGAUCGCCUCACUGCCGAACCACUGCUCUCACCAAGCAUGAACGAGAUCUUGCUCUGGAUUCUUGUGAAAAGAGCGGCGAAGUAUGGGACGUACCUGGCAUCCGACAUCAAAAACACGAUCGGAAGCGAAAAAUUCCAUGAGAAUCUGGUAAACAGUUUAAAGAACUCGCGCCUACCCCCGCUGUCGUCAUUGGAUCUCCCUUCAUCGCAGACUGCUCACCUCUUUCGACCAGCUAGCCAUCCCGCGUUCAGUAGGACAGACUACUCCAGCCUCUUACCACCUGCGGAGUUGCAGCAGAUGGCAGUUUCCUCGUCGACCGGUUUUAGUAGUGUUAUCACUGCGCCGGGUAGUGAAUACAGCACGGGUUCUGUCGACCCGACCUUGGUUCGUGUGGAGUCUGUAACGGUCGACUUUCACUCUGCCGUGCAAGCACGACUACAGCGUUUGCAAGAUAUUUGUCAAGACUCGAGGAGCGCGUACAACUCGUUUUUUGAGAGGAUCAGGACGGAGAUCUACUUGCUGCAGAUCGGUACAGCCGAUGUACGAGUACUAACGGAAGUAUCUCGUCUGUGGUCCCAACAACGGUUUUGGGUAGAUCCCAUCAGCCCCCGUCACCAAGCCAUAGGGUAUUUGCUGCCUCAAACUCGUCGUAUGGACUCAAACGAAAUCCUACUACAGCUUGCGGCUGCUAUGCUGAACGAUAGGUGUAUGCGAACAGUCGAACACCAAUCAACCGCGAAGAUGAUGAUAGGAUCCCUUCAGAUGUGGGGCGAAAAAGAGAAUCAAGAGAGAAUUGCAGGCACCGAUUUAUCGUCCACAUCGCAGCAAAACAUAUCGUCUUCUGGCUCAUCCUUUCCUGAAACAGUUUCCGAUGGACUGUUUACUGCCGAUCUCAAGGAAAGUUCCGUUGAUGUCUUUGUAUAUGGAAACCCCAGAAUCCAUGUUGUAAUGCCGCGUUAUGUGGGCAGUUUGUCUCUAGUAGUAGUUGGUGUGACAGUAUCCUGUUGGGGUCCUGGGGUUCAAGCUCUAGGCAAAGGCCUGAUCCGCGAUCCGACGAAGCAGAUUGUAACUCAUGCGCGUAUCGGCGAAAGUUUCGGCAAGACUCGACCACAAACCAGCGCUCAAGCGCUGAAGUUUGCCAGGAUCAGAAACCAAUUCUCAAAAUAUCUUGAUCAUAAGGAGAUUUACGAUGCAUGGUGA
Molecule: messenger RNA, 1434 nt
Organism: Filobasidium floriforme
Lineage: Eukaryota; Fungi; Basidiomycota; Tremellomycetes; Filobasidiales; Filobasidiaceae
Exons: 2
Coding region: 1-1434 (477 amino acids)
Source: RefSeq, a predicted model, not a curated record